Messenger RNA from Entamoeba invadens IP1, 1326 nucleotides. RefSeq lists its product as hypothetical. Gene Ontology annotation, molecular function: RNA polymerase II cis-regulatory region sequence-specific DNA binding; chromatin DNA binding; protein binding. The transcript has a single exon. The record is from RefSeq and is a predicted model, not a curated record. The coding region runs from base 1 to 1326 and encodes 441 amino acids. Gene Ontology annotation, biological process: regulation of gene expression. Lineage: Eukaryota; Evosea; Mastigamoebida; Endamoebidae.
AUGGAGAUUGAAGGGGAGAACGACAAUAUUGCAGGACAAUUGAAAACAUCGAACGGGAAACUUUGGUACACGAUUGGGAUCUUAAAUGAGAACGAGGAGUUGUAUGACCAAGCAAUUGAGUGUUAUAUGACUGCUUUGAACCAUAACCCGAUGAACCUUGACGCUCUUUCUCAUUUAGCAAACAUAUACAAAAUCAAAAAACAGUUCAUUCAAGCUGUAUUUAACUACGACAAGUACUUGAAGAUCAAUUCGACUGAUGGAACGGCUUGGAUGAAUUUGGGAGAGUGUUUCUUGGCACUUCAAGAAAUUAAUAAGGCACACAACUGCUUGAAAAACGCGAAUAGGUUCAUUAAGAAUGACCCCAAACUGUUGUUCCAAUUGGGGAGUAUGUACGAAAAGGCUGGGAUGUUCGAGCAAGCGGAAACGUAUUAUAAGAAAGUUUUGGAGGGAAGCUAUCCGGAGAAUGUUGCGGAAAUACACUUUAAAAUGGCGAUGCUCAAUAAACAACACUCGCAAUAUGAAGAGUGUUAUGAAAUACUCACGAACGAAUGCUGGAAUAAUCCACCAGAGGGGAUGACACAAGAAGAUAUCUUGUGCCAGUUAGUACAAUUGUUCCAAUUGACGCACUCGAUUGUGAUUGGAAGAGACGCGCACGACAAGGCAAUUGGAUUGAUUAACGAACACGACCAACCAUUUAUGUACAUAUUGUAUGGAUGGUUAAUCCAUUUGUUUGUGAUGAAUCCAUCAGUCAACGAGACGUUUCAUGUUGAGGAGAAUUCACCAUACCAAGUGAUAUGUGGUGUCGUUCAGAAAGACCCAACAAAUGUAUUAGGGUUGUACGUGUAUGGGAGAAUCCUCGCAGACUCAAAACACCCACAAAAUGCAUUUGACGCGUUCCAUCAAGCGUUACAAGUUGAUCACACCAAUCCUUUGUAUUGGUGCUCAAUUGGAAAUUUGUACUACCAGACUGAACAAUACAACGAAGCGAUUAAAGCGUAUUUUAAAGCGGUUGGGUUGACGCCACAAUUACCGGAAGUGUGGUACAAUAUGGGUUCCUUGUAUGUAUAUCACGGACAAAAAGAAGACGCGAUUAGUUCAUUCAAACGAGCGCACGAGCUCGAACCAAACAACCCGACGUAUGCAACGACAAACCUUGAAAAAAAUACAAAUGAGCGACCCCAAAUCAUCGAUCCAUCACCAUUUGCGACGCUGCCGAACUUUACUAUUGAGACGUACACGAAACCGGCACUGCCAACGAAUUUAAGUCUUGCGGAACUGAACGAACUGCAGAAGAUUCGAGUGCCCGACUUGAGUGCGACAAACUAA